AUGCUCCACGCCGCACGGAGGCGGACACCGCCGCUCUCUGCCAGGUUCGCCGCCGCCGCCUUCUUCUCCGCCAAGCCCGAUCCCCAGCCGCCUCCUCUCUCGCCGCGGCUCGUCGAGGCCGCCGUCUCCCGCUGCCCCUCCGACGCCCUCGCCGUCACCUUCUUCCUCUGGUGCGCCCGCCGCCCCGCCUACUUCCACCCGCCCUCCUCCUUCGACCGCGUCCUCCCCGCCGCCGCGCGCCUCGCCUCCCGCCUCCGCACCGCGCCCGCGCUCCUCCACGAGCUCCACAGCCUCGGCUGCCCCAUCAGGCCCCACACCUUCCUGCUCCUGCUCAGGCUCUACUGGCGCGGGGGCAUGUACCCGCUCGUGCUCCACCUGUUCGACCAAAUGCCCCUCUGGGGCUUCCACCACAACGCCUUCGCGCGCAACGUCGUCCUCGACGUCCUGCUCAGGACAGGCUGCGUCGACGGCGCGCUGCGCUUCCUAGGAGACAACCCGUCGCCCAACUACCUCACCUACGCCAUCGUCCUGACCCAUCUCUGCAGAGCUGGGGAUUGGCCAGGGGUGCGCGCAUGCUUCACGGCUAUGCUGAGCCAAGGUUUUCUCCCGAGUGCCGCUUCCCUCGCCUCGGUUUUCGCCUGCUGCAGCAAGGCUGGCGCAAUGCACGAGCUGCUGCAGUUGCUGUCGUACGCGCUGGUCUCGGGCCAGCAGCUCACUUCGGCCAUGUGGACAUGUCUCGUCGCUCGUAUGUGCUCCGAGGGAAGGCUAGACGAGGCCUGUCGGAUGCUGGGAAAUAUGAUGCGUUCUGGCUCGUCUCCCACGGUGGUGACUUACACACCCCUCAUCAGAGGUCUCUUCCGAGCUGGGAGGCAUGCCAAGGUCGGCCAGCUUUUGGGGUCCAUGGCGUCCAACAGCUGCAACCCAGACCUUGUUCUGUAUAAUGUUCUGAUGGACUGCAUGAUGAGGGAGAAGAGAUAUCAUGAGGCCAUAGACAUUUACCUGCAUCUUCAUGGGAGCCAGAUGAAGCCGGAUGCGUACACUCUCUCUACUUUGGUUCAGGUAUUGCAGUUGUCACGGAACAUACAUCUUCUUCCUAGGUUGAUCUUUGGCACGAGAAUCUCCUACGAUCUUGUGGCUUGCAAUUCUGUGAUGAGUGCUCUGUGCAAGUCCGGGUUUCCAUCCGAAGCCCUUCAGUUUUACAUUGAUAUGAUCGGUUUGGGCAUCACGCCAGACAGCUACACUUAUGUUGGAUUGGUGGACAGUUUAUGUGAGCUCGGAAGGAUAGAUCAUGCGAUCAAUGUCUACCGCAAUGUUGUCAUAAGCAAUCCUGACUCGGACGCCUACGUUCAUGCAGCCAUCCUCCGUGGUCUUGUUAGAAGGGGCCAAAACCAUAUGGCGUAUAGAAUUUUCAGGGAGGCUGUGCGUCAAAAUUAUGCACUUGAUGUUGUGUGCUACACCACUGUUCUGCAUGGUCUUUUCCGAGCUCGUUUGGUUGAAGAGGCUCGUGAUUUGUUUGACAAGAUGAAGGAUUCAGGAAUUAUUUCCAACACUUGCACGUACAAUGUAAUGCUUCGUGGACUUUGCAGAACCAGGGAUAUGCUUGCAGUCACACAGUUACUUACAGAAAUGGAAUGUGCCGAUGUUGAGAUGGAUAGUAUCUCAUUCAACGUGCUAGUUGUGCUCUUAGUGAAGUUGCAACGUAUCAGUUCGGCAAAAGCUUUGAUCAGAGAAAUGCUCAACCUAGGCAUGAAACUUAGCACCAAAACUUGUUGGUUAAUCUCUCAGUCAAUUGGUCAUAGAUUCGUCUUGGAGGAUACUACCAUUGCUGAAAGUGAGGGAUCUGACUCAACUAGUGAUCUGCUUGUAUGCUCAGCUUCAUAGUCAACUGUUAGACUGAACAAACAUUCUUUAUCUGGUAUCUAUUAAUGAUGCAGACAAAAUACAAACUACUAAAGGCUGGACAGGCCCUAAUUGAAGUCCUGCCACGCAGAGGUGCUUGCUAUACCAUUUCCCCCCCUUGUAGCGUCCAACAGAAUAUACAAUUAUUAUUGAAGAGAUCUUUACCUUAUAGCUACAGACCUUUUGAGUAUCAUCGUUCCAUUAUGUUGAUAUAUUUAAAGAUCUCCUUAAUCUUUUGGUUCAACUCAGAUGCAGGUUGGUGAGACAUAUGAGCUGUUUGAAUUAACAGAGAAUGAAGCUGUUUGUUCUUAUCAAUAUUGUAUUGUUCCAUGACACGAUGCCGCAGUUCUCUAUUUCAAGAGGCUUACACCUAAAUGAUUUUGCCAAAUGGCCCAUGGACUAGAUUUAAAAGGAACUGCAGAUGAACCCACCAUGUAAUGCAGAAUGUGGUUCAUAUGGUGCUCUUCUGGCCUGCUGCAAACUGUUCUUCAUGUUGUACUAUUGUCUUUGGCAACUAGUCUGCGAAUCCAACAAGAGCUAUGAAGCUUCAGCAUGAAUUGGGUCAAGGGAAAGUGAAUGACCCACCACCUAACUGUGAGUUGGCAGCUGCUGAUGGAGGAUUGAUUGCGAUCCAGAGCAAUGAAAUAGUGAUGGAAACUAGUCCAGCCCAGACAUACACAAUGGUGGGUGUCCUGCCUCUCCUGCCCAUGAGCCCCUUUGCAAAUGGAUAUAAAUGGGCAAGCACCCAGAAGCUGAAAAACACUCCACCAAGAAGCUUGCUCCAUUGAGGAAUUGUGCUGUAAAUUGUCCGGCUGAAGCCAACAGCAAUAGCAACAAGGUUGAUCAUGAUGAUCGUGAGAGGUGGUAUCAUCAAUGAAGUCCACUUCACUUCAUAGAGGUCUGCAAAUUCAUCAUCCACAUCAUCGCUCACUGUCUUUGAUGUGAGUGUGAAUGAGAUCUCAAUCCCUGCAACAACUUUCAGUAACCCUUGCAUAACUGCAGCUAGGUGAGCACUAGUUCCACCAAUAAGCCAGAAUUGUUCAUUCCUCCACCACUCUUCAAGUGCAAUCCCAGACCACUUGAUCUCCAACAUGGCCAGGAGACAUAGUGUGACAGUGAUGAUAAGUAGGUAUACCAGGAAGGUGACAUUGAGUGUUUGCACAAUGAACUGCCCUGAGAAAAGGGAGAGUGCUGGAAGGAAGCAGUAUACAAUGAGGAAGAUGGAUGUGAAGGGGUAUAUGCCAACAUUGAGGUAUGCGAUCCUUUGUAGUACCUGUUGAAACAGAAAAGGUUUGUCAGAUUUUCAGUGAGUCUACAUUAGUAAGGAAUAGAAAGUCUUGAGGGACAUAGUUACAUAUACCUUCAUUUUGGAACUGGCAAGCAAUGCAUUGUUUCGAGAGAAAAAGAUCUCGACAGAACCAGUAGCCCACCGAAGCACCUGGUGAAGGCGAUCUGUGAGAUUGAUAGGGGCGGUACCACGGAAGGCAUCACGCUGCGUGACACAGUACACUGACUUCCAUCCACGAUUAUGCAUACGGUACCCUGUCACAACAUCCUCAGUGACAGAUCCAUAAAUCCACCCCACACGAAUGCCCCACUCUGUCUUCUCCUCAUACCAGCAUGAAACCACACUGAUUGCUUCUGCCACAAUGGAUGCAUCCAGUAGUUCACGUGGAAUUGUUAGAGCACCAGGUGGACGCCCAUUCUUGACAGAUGGAUGAUCAGCCAAGGGCCUUCCCUGGAACUCUGCUACUGGGAUGGAGUCAAUCAGAAAGCUUGAAUUUCCGAACUUCUUCGGGAAUGUGGCAAGGUUCAUGCUGUCCCCAUCAAAAUCACCCAUACGGAGAGCCAUUGUCUCCUCGGGGUUAGCAUUGGAAGCAGAUGUCUUGCGGCGUCGUGGGAGGCAGCAACCACAAAAGCCUGGGCUGUGAUCCUUGGAACGAGGUGGGUCAAAACCAUAUAAGGCAAUUCGGCGGAAGAGGCAUCCAGUACCAACAUACACUGGUCCUUGCAGACCAUCAAGAGCACGCAUGUUGAUAUCAAAGAAAACAGUAUUGUGGUUAGCAUAUCGGUCAGAAGGGUCAAUUCCUUCAAACCGCUGAGGGAACUGCACGUAGCACAAGCGGUCACCACCACGGUCCAUCAUGAAGCACAUGCCCUCCCUGAAGGCCUUUGAGUUGUAGACGUAGUGAUCACAGUCAAGAUUAAGAAUGAAGGGACCAUUCGACAUGAUGGCAGAUGCACGAACUAAUGCGUUCAUGGCACCUGCUUUCUUGUUGUGAUCAUAUCCCGGACGUUUCUCUCGUGACAUGUACACCAGCAUUGGAAGUCUUGUAUCCACUGCUGAAAAGUCAAGAGAUGACUUUUCAAUGUUCCCAUACAUUGGCAUGUCCCUUGGUGGUUUCAGCAUAACCUGUGAUAGAAGACAGAUCAUGUAAAUAGCUAAAUAUAGGUUUAUACCAGAAAUAGUUUUUAUGUGAUCAUCAUUGAACCGGUACCUGUAUGAUUCCUGCAUGAUCUCCUCGUGCAUGAUCUUGUGACGAAUGAAGCCAUGUACCAGGCCAGUGAGUGCUAUCAGCCAUCCAUGUUGCCUUGGGAAUCUUCACUGGCUGAAAUUGCUCAUCGCCUCCAGCUUUUAUCUUUUCCCUCUGAAGGUUCAUUGCCUGGAUUUCCUCGCGGGCAUGGUAUGCAUCAGAACGGCGCCGAAUGGCAUCUGGCAAGCCAUUAACACGGACCUUGAACUCGUCAUACUCACGCUUGACCCUUCUCCUGUCCUUGACAAAGUCGGCCUUCACCUUAUUCUUGAAAGGAUCUCUCUUCAGGUUGAAGUAGCUGUCUGGAUUCCUUGGUUCAAUGUCAUGCUUCCUGCAGAAUGGCACCCAGAGAUUAGCAAAGCUUGCUGCUUCAGCCAUCGCCUCGAAGGUUAGCAAUGCUCCCCCAUCAUCUGACACAUAACAUGCAAGCUUAUCGACAGGGUAGUCAACUGCAAGGAUGGAGAGAAUUGUGUUCGCUGUGACCAGGACUGGCUCCUUCUCUGGAUCAGCAGUUGACACGAAGAUAUCAAUUCCUGGGAGAUCAGAUUUGCCUGUUGGAUUGUUGGGUGUUGGUGUCUCAAAUUUUUCCUUAAGCACAGAGAGAUCUGUAGCACGGUUAAUAGGACAAAGCUUUGGAAGCUGGUCUAACACCCAUGAAAAUGCGAACCAGAGCUCACAAACAAUUGACAUUCCCCAGAGCCAGAUAGCAUCAUUAUUAACAUGCUUAAUACGCCACAUGAGGAAGAAGGCCAGUGCAACCAAGCGGAUGAGAACAAGAAGCCUGCAAGCAAGAGACAGUUCAGACAAGAGGAAGGUAUCACAACAUGGCAAUACACCUAUGAAUCUAUGUAAGCUUGGGAUCUCCAUAUUAUCUUUUCAGUUGCAAUAUGUGAACUUUCAACAGUUAUGUGACAGAACACAUUUAACUAGUCCAUGUACACAUGCUAUGGUCUCUGGAAGCAAUUUACAAGCUCACUUUAUACAGGCACACUUUUUAA
Molecule: messenger RNA, 5431 nt
Organism: Lolium rigidum
Lineage: Eukaryota; Viridiplantae; Streptophyta; Magnoliopsida; Poales; Poaceae
Product: putative pentatricopeptide repeat-containing protein At1g16830
Exons: 2
Coding region: 1-1881 (626 amino acids)
Molecular function (GO): protein binding
Source: RefSeq, a predicted model, not a curated record